Molecule: messenger RNA, 963 nt
Organism: Olea europaea var. sylvestris
Lineage: Eukaryota; Viridiplantae; Streptophyta; Magnoliopsida; Lamiales; Oleaceae
Product: abscisic acid receptor PYL8-like
Exons: 3
Coding region: 198-731 (177 amino acids)
Biological process (GO): abscisic acid-activated signaling pathway
Cellular component (GO): nucleus; cytoplasm
Molecular function (GO): protein phosphatase inhibitor activity; abscisic acid binding; signaling receptor activity
Source: RefSeq, a predicted model, not a curated record
UGGUCCGUGCAACUCUACUGUUACACGCGCGCGCACACUUCUUGAUAAACAUGCAAGUGAAGGUCAAUUCGACAUAACACUCUCUCUCAAGAUUCUGUCUUUCUUUCUCUGCAGAAGCAAGAAAUAAUCUGUGGUUUUUUCUUUUCAAUUUCUGGGAAUUUUCAAAGUAAAGGUUUUUGAUGGUUUUUUGAAGAAAAAUGGAGGCACAGUUCAUAAGUAGACACCACAAGCACCAGCCUAAAGGGAACCAGUGUUCUUCAUCUGUUGUCAGGCACAUCAAAGCCCCUGUCGAUAUUGUUUGGCUAUUGGUAAGGGGAUUUGAUCAACCACAGAAGUACAAGCCCUUUAUUAGCAAGUGCUCCACUCAGGGUGAUCUAAAGAUUGGAAGUGUUCGAGAGGUGAACGUAAAGUCAGGACUUCCUGCCACAACCAGCACGGAGAGGUUGGAACUGCUCGAUGACAAGGAGCAUAUUCUUGGGGUCAAAAUUGUUGGUGGUGAUCACAGGCUAAAGAAUUACUCUUCAAUCAUUACUGUUCAUCCUGAGAUAAUUGAUGGGAAACAUGGAACCUUAGUUAUCGAAUCAUUUGUGGUGGAUGUGCCUGAAGGAAACACUAAAGAAGAGACAUGCUACUUUGUGGAUGCUCUGAUCAACUGCAACCUCAAGUCUUUGGCCGAAGUUUCAAUGCGAAUGGCAAUGCAGGAUUCAAUGAAAUCCAUCAACCGAUUCUGAAUAUUAUUGCAUGUUAUAUAUUAGUUUCUUGUUGUAUGGAGAGUGAGAUUGUGUAUUAAUAUCCAUAACUAGUUCCACAGUAAAGAAAAGUGCUGGAUUUCUCUGCUUGGUUUCAAGUGUGUAGGCACCGAAUCUUGUUUAAGAGAAUUGCUACGAAGUGCUAUAGAUGUCAUGUAUAAUUUCUCUUGGUGUUGAUGGUUAUAUAUAUAACAAUGUUUCUAGAUAUUACCUA